AGAUAGUUCUGACGUGACAGGUCUUGAGUUUUAUAAAAAUAUUUAUUUUCAUAUUGAACCGGAGUAUCUCGAAGUGGAUGUGACAACUAAACCAAUUAAGCUGCUGAAAAAGAUCCUGGUUCCAGUUCACCGGAAUCCAAAAUUCAAUUUUGUCGGAAAAUUGUUGGGACCAGGAGGAAAAACCUUACAGAAUUUAAUACAGCAGACGAAAUGCAGAAUUUAUGUUCUCGGGCGAGGUUCAUCUAGAGACAAGUCCAAGGAGGAGGAACUGAUCGCUUCUGGAGAUCCUAAAUAUGCCCAUCUCAAAGAUCCUCUUCACGUUCGUGUUGAAGUCAUUGCGCCGCCGGCCAUCGCUUACCAGCGGUUGGCGCAUGCACUUGGCGAACUGCAGUAUUACUUGCAGCCGGUACGUAUCAAAUCCAUCUUUUCUUUGCUAAUUAGAUUUUCAGGUAAGAGAUGA
This is a messenger RNA of Soboliphyme baturini, 460 nucleotides long. The record is from the annotation of a GenBank genome assembly. NCBI's taxonomy places the organism in Eukaryota, Metazoa, Nematoda, Enoplea, Dioctophymatida, Soboliphymatidae.